UGUUCCACUCAGAAAUCCAGGACUCGUGUUAUUUUUUCGAUCAACGAAGCAAACAUUUCAGUCCCAAAAACUCCCACGUAAAAUCAUAGACAUUACAUUACGUUGAACUUCCUCAAUUUCUCCGAAAGCUCUGUCGAUUAACCCGACAAAUGUCUACUCUAAACAUAAUCGCAGCUCACAACCUCCCUUCACCCUCAACCUCCUCCUUUGCUGCUCAAUCUCACAAACCCAACUCGCUUUCACUCUUCUUCUGCACCCAAGCCUCCAGCAAACCCGACCCACCUAGGCUUUCGGGCUUCCCGACCCGGAAAAAACGAAGCUGGAUUGUGGGGUCGGUCACGGAGGACAGAGAGGUGGUUCCAUUGAAGGAAAAACUUGCAGAGGAGCAAGAUAGCAGGUUACUGGUUAAUGGGUCGGAAGAGUUUCAGGCUCUUUCGACAUCGUCGGAGGAGAAAGGAGAGGGGGAUGAUUUGGAUAAGCUGACGAGCAGAGCAAUUAAUGCGUUGAUUGUUCUGGGAUUUGGGACCUUUGCGGUCUCUAAGUUGCUCACAAUCGACCACGAUUAUUGGCAUGGAUGGACACUUUAUGAGAUACUAAGAUAUGUACCGGAACACAAUUGGAUUGCAUAUGAACAGGCUCUCAAAGCAAAUCCCGUUUUUGCCAAAAUGGUGAUAAGUGGGGUUGUCUAUACUCUAGGAGAUUGGAUUGCCCAAUGUUUUGAAGGGAAGCCACUUUUGGAUUUUGACCGGAAACGCAUGUUCAGAUCGGGCCUUGUUGGGUUUACUUUCCAUGGAUCCCUUUCCCAUUUUUAUUACCAAUUUUGUGAGGCUCUUUUUCCUUUGGAGGAUUGGUGGGUGGUCCCUGCCAAAAUAGCCUUUGAUCAAACAGUCUGGUCAGCGAUUUGGAACAGCAUCUAUUUUGUGGUUUUGGGGUUCUUGCGUUUUGAGUCCCCAACCAAGAUUUUUGAUGAAUUGAGGGCUACAUUUGUGCCAAUGCUGACAGCGGGAUGGAAACUUUGGCCAUUUGCUCAUGUGGUUACGUAUGGCCUGAUCCCUGUUGAACAAAGGCUUCUUUGGGUGGACUGUGUGGAGCUUAUUUGGGUUACUAUUCUCUCAACUUAUUCAAAUGAGAAUGCAGAUUCCAGUUUAUCCGAGGCAUCUUCUGGUGCAGAUUCUGCUUCUUCGUCAAGCAGUUCUUCAAAGGACUAAAUUCUGAAAAGCAUGGUACUGAGACGGUUUUCUACAGCCAACGCAAUAACCACUGUUUCCACCCUAUUAGUGUUUGGAAGCGCAAAAUUUCUAUACGAGAACUGCGAGGAAAGUAGUUGUUAGGGGAGAUCAUCAUUCAAUGGCUGUGCAGACCACAAUAUACUAGGAAGCAGCAUGAGCUAUGCAGCUUGGGAGACAAGCAAUUAUUGGUUAUCCUAACCAAACAUAUACGAUACAAAUAAUAAUUUUUCUGCCAAAUGUGUUCUAUAUUCGUUCUCAAAUUCAGUCAGCUCCCCCUGGCGAUCUCGUGCUAUGUAUAUUCAUUGGAGUAGCUGUAAAUUUCAACAGGUACUGCAACUCAUGUUGUAGCUUGGAGAAACUGUAUACUUGUAAUAAUAAUGCCAUAAAGAAGAGUAAGAAGAAUGAGAUUUUGUAACUACUUUAUGUUUCUUGAUGUUGAAAUGACUGCCUUUUUCGGCGAAUUUUGAGACCA
Messenger RNA from Malus domestica (apple), 1701 nucleotides. RefSeq lists its product as uncharacterized. The record is from RefSeq and is a predicted model, not a curated record. Gene Ontology annotation, cellular component: membrane; cytoplasm. NCBI's taxonomy places the organism in Eukaryota, Viridiplantae, Streptophyta, Magnoliopsida, Rosales, Rosaceae.